UUCCUGUAUAUACAUAUUUAUCAAACACACCAAAGUUAUUCUCUGAGUCAGUUGAUCAGCAGUAACCUGGUGUGAGGUUGCCAAGGCAAGCAAAAGACUGCCAAAAUGCAUUUCGUCGCUGUUGCGCUUCUUCUUAUCUGGCAAGCUAAUGCACAAGAAUUUCCAGUCGACAAAUGUUUCGACAAAGAUGUUGUUUCCAUUCCAAAAAGUCAUAUUUAUCACAAAAAAUGCAAGCCUAUAGUGUUUGGCCAUCGUGGAAAUCCGAAAAAAUUUCAAGAAAACACAUUGGAUGGAUUUAAGAGUGUGCUGGAAGAUGGCGCGGAUGGAUUCGAGGUUGACGUCUUCCUCUCCAAAGACAAGAAAGUUGUUUGCUUUCAUGAUGAUAAUGUUAAGAGACUUACUGGGGUUAACCGAAAUAUUCAAGAUAUGAACGCUGCUGAAAUCCAACAGCUGCGGUACAAAACAACAAUUGCAUAUGGCGCUCGGACCUACACUUACGACAAGCCAAGAAAAAUUCCUUUCCUACAAGAAGUCUUGGCAUGGGCAAGAAAUACAGACUUGCUGGUUUUCAUUGAAUUGAAGCCGGAGACAUUGAUUCACACUUCACCAGAAGAUUUGCAGAGAGCAAAAGAACUUGCUGGACAUGUUGCAUAUCUUGUCAAUCACUUCCAAAUGGAGAAUCACAUUUUUAUUAAUUCUUACGACAUCACCAAAUCACUGGUAGUGAAAAAUAUUGAUAAUAGAUUGGUCAUUGGAAACUCGUAUACUCCGGUAUACUGGCAUCAACCACCGCAAGUAUACGCCGCAUUGAAAGCUAGUUUGCAGCAACUGCCCGGCUUGCAGACCUGUUUAGCAGAUAUUCCUGCCACCGACAACCGGUUCGUUGACUUCUUCUACAAGUCCGGAACUGUGGAGAAAGCAAUAAAUGCAACAUUUGUGAGCAUUGAUCAAAUGAUGUUCAACGAUCCAACAUAUGGUGGGAUUGAUAAAACAGUUAAAACGAUCAAAAAGAAUUAUGGAAAGAAUGUGGUUAUUGGUGCAUACACAAUUUACAAUAUGCACCUAAGCGAGGCUCAGAUUGAGGCAGUCGAGGGCCGGUACAAGAUGCUUUUGCGACAAGGCAUUAACACCUUAAACACUGAUGACAUCGUGAGGUUGAGAUGUCUUGGAUACAGAACAGGUGGACGUCAUAGGCGCUGCCUCAACAGACGAUGUCGCUCAUACCCCCAUAGUCAUCACCCACAGUGCAACUUCAAUAGCUGCUUUGCCGAGGAGGACGCUGAAUAUGCGUCAAUUUAACACUACUUUGAUACAUGUCUUUUACCCAAUACAAUUUAAGUAUCACUGCGAAAACUGCACUGCAUAUGCACAUUUCCUUCACAUUAUACACCGCUUAAAAUAUGUUAAAUGAUGUUAAAAUAUAUGAACACUUAAUAAAUUGUCUCAACACUUUCGUCUCUUUACUUGAUUUGCUUGAAUUUGAAUCUUAUUAGCAUUCUUUAUGUUA
Messenger RNA from Rhopilema esculentum, 1507 nucleotides. RefSeq lists its product as uncharacterized. Gene Ontology annotation, molecular function: phosphoric diester hydrolase activity. Lineage: Eukaryota; Metazoa; Cnidaria; Scyphozoa; Rhizostomeae; Rhizostomatidae. The record is from RefSeq and is a predicted model, not a curated record. Gene Ontology annotation, biological process: lipid metabolic process.